Molecule: messenger RNA, 2299 nt
Organism: Acanthaster planci (crown-of-thorns starfish)
Lineage: Eukaryota; Metazoa; Echinodermata; Asteroidea; Valvatida; Acanthasteridae
Product: transmembrane emp24 domain-containing protein 7-like
Source: RefSeq, a predicted model, not a curated record
CUGCACGCAUUGCGCUAGCACUGUAUGCCACGUUGUCUUAGUGCUUGGCACUUCGCGGCUGCGAGAAUGAGAGGUUGAGCCAAAUACCACAGAAUAGAAUUAAUGUGUCUGCGUUAAGGAGUAAGUUAGCGUACCCGGUGCAGGAGGCUUUCGAGAAUAUUGGGAUUUUACGAAUUCUCAGUAUGGGUACACACUGGCUGUGUCUUGUCAUUUUGGCGGCUUUUGCGGCCAUGUUAGAUGCCACCGAGUUGACGUUUGAACUACCGGAUAAUGCGAAACAGUGUUUCUACGAGGAGGUGGAGAAAGGACAGAAAUGUACACUGGAAUACCAGGUUGUUACUGGCGGCAAAUACGAUGUAGAUGUCAUCCUCUCCGAUGUCAAUGAUAAGAACGUCCUGUACAAGGAGAGGAGAAAACAGUAUGACACCUUCACCUUCACGCCCAAGGAGAAGCAGGUCUACAAGUUCUGCUUCAGCAACGAGUUCUCCACGUUUGCCCACAAAGUGGUGUACUUUGACUUCAUGGUGGGAGAGGAGGACUUGCUGCGUGGGAUCGGGGCUCAUGCCACAGCACUUACACAGCUGGAAACGACCUGCGUCUCAAUCCACGAGAACCUGAAGGAGAUCAUCGACUACCAGACACACCACCGGUUACGAGAGUUCACCGGGAGGGUCCGAGCGGAGCACCUGAACCAACGGGUGCAGUGGUGGUCCGCAGGUGUAUUUAUUGUCAUUCUCAUUGUGGGCAUCGGCCAAGUAAUAGUCCUCAGAAGUUUCUUUACAGAAAGGAGGCCAACGACAGGAAAGAUAUGAAAUAAUUUUUUUUAAAACACGAGUGAUGUUCAUAAAUACCUUGGAUAGUCGGAUGGCAUUUCUGAUUGGUCAAGAAGCUGGUCGUGUGACCAGGAAAGAUGGUAAAAGGUUAGGGUUGCUUGAGCCUGUGGCAAGCUAUGAAACAUUCCAAGGGAGGCAAGGGACGGACAGUAUGAUCAAUCACAGGGCAGAAAUUAUACAGAGCUUGGCAAGCGUGGUGUACUUGAAAGGCCAUGGUACACUUCUGGUGAAUUGUGAUGAAAAGAUUCAAGCUCUGCAGGAGUUCUUGCAUCAUAACCACAUUUUGUGCAUGUGAAGUUAUUGAGCCAUCAGUGAAUAUUCCGUAUUUUCAUUUUUCAUUUAUUGGACCCUACUAAGCAGAAGUAUACUUGAAAGGUAUUUGGAUCUUUUUUGGGGGGGGGGUGUUUCUUGUAACUGUGAAAAUGUUUUGGAUGACUGCUGAAAUGGUGGAAUAAUCAGAAGUGUACCAUGGCAACGGAGUCAAAUGAUGGGGAAAAAAUUCUAUUGAAGACGUUUAAUGUGAAAAAGUGUAAUUGAGUUGGAAAGAAACUUCGAAUAAGGUAUUUAUGAAUUCAAUUAAAAAAGUGCCAAGUCAGUAUUAAAUCAUGACUUGAAGGCCAGCAAGACGGCGUUGCUGUAUGAGAGUGUUCCAAGCCAAACACCAUGUGGCACCGCCCUGUUGUUGGCCUCCAUUCUUCUAUUUAAGACAGACUUGUCGUCCAUCAGUUGUUGAGGCUAGUUCUUUCCUGGCACUAAUGGAAGCAGGAGCAAAAAUACGAAGGGAUCCUUUACACUUUGUCUCCUUUUUUGUAAGUUUCUUCACAAAUCUCCAAAAAGUCCUCUUGUCAUUUGGGUUAGGAAGGAACUAGGUUAAACCUCAAGUUUAUUUGUGUAUUUUUAAGUCACCUUCUUUCCUGUUUUAUUUGUAGGAAAAUGUAUUUCCAUUAUGUACUAAAACAGUUUGGUUGCAUGAGAGGGAUUUCGUUGUCGUUCUUAUACGUGCAAUUUUGAUCGCUCAUUUUGCUCCUGUGUUUAUGCUUUUUUCGUUGGCAGGAGAAAUCGAUUGAUAACAAUCUCUUUCAUGUGUACAAUAAUUCAUAUCUGCUGUUUGUGGCUGUCUCCUCUUUGUAGGCCUUGGUGUGCUGGGAAGGACUACAUUUGUAUCAAAUCUAUUUUUAAGAAUAUUUGAACUCAUUCAUAAACAUAAAAUAUGCAAGGUCAAUCUUUAAAAAUAAUUGUACAUGUGUGCUUAGGUAAACCUGCUAGCUAUUGCUAAAAGACACGGCACGCUUUUUUUGGAAACGAGGAAAUAGAUUGUGUCCGAUAAUGAUUUCACCUGGCGUAAGGACCAACUGGGGGGCACAGGCAGCAUUGUGGAAAUGCACAUGAUGUACAUAUUUUUUUAAUAAUACUUUUCCUGCAGGGAUUCAUUUUGCACAGUUGAGUAAAGAUCAGCCACGAUAUGA